Messenger RNA from Priapulus caudatus, 1528 nucleotides. RefSeq names its product guanylate cyclase 32E-like. The transcript is spliced from 11 exons. Gene Ontology annotation, biological process: cGMP biosynthetic process; intracellular signal transduction; protein phosphorylation. The record is from RefSeq and is a predicted model, not a curated record. Gene Ontology annotation, molecular function: peptide receptor activity; guanylate cyclase activity; protein kinase activity. NCBI's taxonomy places the organism in Eukaryota, Metazoa, Priapulida, Priapulimorpha, Priapulimorphida, Priapulidae. The annotation marks the transcript as partial.
AUGUCGGUGGGAGAGGCGAGCACGGGCGGAUGUUGUGUGGAACGGGAGCGGAGGGAAGCCGGCGAUGUGUUGAGACAGGGCGAGGGGGCGAUGCUGUUGGAGAAGGAAGGAGGGCCGGUGAGCAUGCUGUGCGAGCGCGAGAGGAGGAGGGCGGAGCUGCUGCUGCACCCGGCGAGACGGGCCGGAUGUGUGCAGGGUUACCUGACCUACAUGGACGAGAACGGAGAUGCCGAGGGCAACUAUACGGUGCUGUCGCGACAACCGCUCGCCUCCAGCUACGUUAACUACUCCAUGCUGCCCGUCGGCCGGUUCUUCAUCGACGAAGACGGUGGCUUGCCGAUGUUUGCUCUCGUAAAAGACCGCCAGGUGGCUUGGAUCGGAGGCCAUCCGCCCGUAGACGAGCCCCCGUGUGGCUACCGAGGAGAGAGAUGCAUUGAACCGCCAGCAUCACAGGUGUCGAGCUCGUCCUCGGUGAGCAUCGACUCUCGUGUCGCCUUCACGCCUCAGAUCUUCGCCAAGAUCGGCCAUCACAAGGGCACGGUGGUCGUCAUCAAAAAGCUGUCCUUCCACAAGAAGAGCAUCGAUAUCUCGCGAACAACGAAGAAGGAGAUGAAAGUGAUGCGCGACAUGCGACAUGAUAAUGUCAACGCGUUUAUCGGAGCAUCGGUCGAGCAGUCCUGCAUUCACCUGGUGACGGAGUACUGCGCCAAGGGUAGUCUACAGGACAUACUCGAGAACGAGAACAUGAAGUUGGAUUCGAUGUUCAUAGCAUCACUGGUCGAGGACCUCAUUCGCGGCAUGAUGUUCCUUCAUGACUCGGACAUCAAGUACCACGGCAACUUGAAGUCAUCGAACUGCGUAGUCAACAGUCGCUGGGUGCUGCAGAUUACAGACUUCGGCCUCCACGAGCUGCGAUCGAACGUCGAGACCGAGUCCGAGUACCAGCUGCACAAGAAUCUACUGUGGAAGGCGCCAGAGUUGAUCUGUGGUAACUGCGAGUAUAAGAAGUGCACGCAGAAGGGCGAUGUCUACUCGUUCGGCAUUAUUCUUUACGAAAUCAUCGCCAGAGAUGGACCGUACGGCGACAUGAAUCUCUCACCUAAAGAGAUCGUUGGCCGCAUACGUGAUCCGUCGCUCUGCGCUGGUGGCGCCGCCUACUUCCGGCCAAACAUUGCGCGACUCGAGUGCGCGAAUUACAUCAAGGAAUGCAUGCGAGACUGCUGGCAUCAGAAACCGGAACUGAGGCCGGAUUUCCGCCAGAUACGAGCGAGGCUGCGGAAGAUGAGGGACGGCAUACCCGUCGCUCGGCAGCUGAUGAGGGGAGAGGCCGUCGACCCGGAGUCGUUCGAGGCGGCGACGAUCUACUUCAGCGACAUCGUCGGCUUCACGGCCAUGUCCGCCGAGAGCACGCCGCUAGAGGUCACUGAUUGUCCGUGCGUCGCUGGUGUGGUCGGCCUCACGAUGCCUCGCUACUGCCUCUUCGGAGAUUCCGUUAACACGGCUUCCCGCAUGGAGUCGAACGGCGAGC